AUGGGUGAGGAGGAUCAAGCAAGAAACAAUAAUCUCAUCAAAAUGUUACUCUCUCUUCUCAAUCUAUUCGGGAUCAAGCUACACUACUCAUCCGAACAUGGUCAAUAUCAAAAGGAUAAUUAUAUUCUUGAUCCCCAGCCCGAGAUCAAUCCUUCAACUUGGUGGUUGGUACCAUUACCCGUCCACUGCAUAGCUGAAUCCGUGAAGAACCAACUGCCAGUGGUGCAAUACCGGGACUUUCUCAAGAUCAAAACAGGCCAACCAGCAGAAGCAGAAGAUGACUCCAGUAACAAUGAUCAUAUGUGUAUUGUGUGCAUGAACAGCAUGGAAGGUAGCCAAGGGGUCAGAAAACUCUGCAAUUGUUCACAUGCUUUUCACAAGGAGUGCUUAGAUGUUUGGAUCGAUGAGGGUCAGCUCACAUGUCCUCUCUGUAGAUCUAACUUAUUGCCUAAUUCCACUCCAAAAUCAAAUCAUCAUCAUCACCAUAAGGAGAUGGGAGAAUUUGAAGAGGAUCCAUGGAGGGCCGAGAGGAGGGUUUACUUGUUUGGUGAGGAUGAGCUUGCCUAA
This is a messenger RNA of Prunus armeniaca (apricot), 567 nucleotides long. The record is from the annotation of a GenBank genome assembly. Lineage: Eukaryota; Viridiplantae; Streptophyta; Magnoliopsida; Rosales; Rosaceae.